Acaulospora colombiana is the source of this 558-nucleotide messenger RNA. The record is from the annotation of a GenBank genome assembly. Lineage: Eukaryota; Fungi; Glomeromycota; Glomeromycetes; Diversisporales; Acaulosporaceae.
AUGGAUUAUCGUAGAGAUUCUUUACGUGUCUCCGACGAUGAGGACUCAUUAUGGGCCAACAUAAGUAAUAAUCUAACCAAACUGGAAAAAAUCGAAGAUGAGGUAGCCGACCUGUCCAGACAAAUCAACCAACAACACGAGUUAAUUCACCAAACCAAUCUGGUAACUCCCGAAAUUAGGGAUAAACUAAAAAACUUGUACAAAAAGGCCUUGGAUCAGACUUCUCGUGAAGAAGAAAUGGCUAAUACAAUAAGUAAAGAUAUUGAUAAAUUCCUUGCAUCGCAAUCACAGGUUGGUAAACAGUCUUUAAAAGUUGCCUCGUCGAUAAGUGAUGAUAGUACUUAUAAAAAAUCAAAAAAACGAGAUCACGAAUCGGCCAGCUUAAGCGGCGGGGUGAACAAACAAAUGAAAAAAUCCAAAGCGUAUGUAAUAUUGAGCAGUGGAAACAUCAUCAAGAAUGGAACAAACGUAGCUGCAAAACAACCAAAAUCAAAGGAUCCCGAGGAAAAUUGGAUCCUGGCAACGGUCGUUGAUUACCGAGUCGAUACUAAACAGUAA